CUUCCAAACCCAGGAUGGCAGAGGAAUGGGGUGCACAGGUGUUUGCUGCCAGGCGGCACAAUGAAGAUACAACGAGGGGCUCUGCAUUCACGUACACAAACAGCAAUCAUACCAGAGAUCCUUUUGAGGGACCAAACUACCAUAUUGCUCCUCGGUGGGUUUACAACGUUGCUACAGUAUGGAUGUUUUUUGUGGUCGUUCUAUCAGUCUUCACCAAUGGCCUCGUUUUGGUGGCCACUGCAAAGUUCAAGAAACUCCGUCAUCCCCUUAACUGGAUUCUUGUCAACCUUGCUAUUGCUGAUCUUGGAGAGACGGUCUUUGCCAGCACCAUCAGCGUGUGUAAUCAGUUUUUUGGAUAUUUCAUUCUGGGACACCCAAUGUGUGUCUUUGAAGGCUAUAUCGUCUCAACUUGUGGUAUUGCUGCUCUUUGGUCCCUGACUAUCAUCUCUUGGGAGAGAUGGAUAGUUGUGUGCAAACCUUUUGGAAACGUCAAGUUUGAUGCCAAAUGGGCCAUAGCUGGAAUUGUGUUCUCCUGGGUCUGGUCUGCUGUGUGGUGUGCUCCUCCCAUCUUUGGAUGGAGCAGGUAUUGGCCCCAUGGACUGAAGACAUCCUGUGGACCUGAUGUGUUCAGUGGAAGUGAAGACCCUGGAGUUCAGUCCUACAUGAUUGUUCUUAUGAUUACAUGCUGCAUCAUUCCUCUGGCCAUCAUCAUCUUAUGCUACCUGGCCGUGUGGUUGGCCAUUCGUGCUGUUGCUAUGCAGCAGAAGGAAUCUGAGUCAACCCAGAAGGCUAAGAGGGAAGUAUCCAGGAUGGUUGUUGUGAUGAUCCUGGCUUACUGUGUCUGCUGGGGACCUUACACCUUUUUCGCCUGCUUUGCUGCAGCCAACCCUGGUUAUUCUUUCCAUCCUUUGGCUGCUGCAAUGCCUGCAUACUUUGCCAAGAGUGCCACCAUCUACAACCCAGUUAUCUAUGUCUUCAUGAACCGACAGUUCCGCACAUGCAUCAUGCAGCUCUUUGGAAAACAGGUGGAUGAUGGUUCUGAAGUGUCCACAUCAAAGACAGAAGUGUCCUCUGUGGCUCCGGCAUAAACGCCUAUUUCUCUGGUUGGGGGAAAAAAAUUCUGAUCUGCACAAAACUUUGUUCUUGCAAUGAACAAAGCUUUAUAGCAGUUGAAAUGUUAUUUGUGUUGUAAAUAUAAUUCCUAAACAGAUUAAAUAGCUGUUACAUUUUUUUAAAUCUAUUUUUACCUAAAUAGAAUUCUUGCAGAGUAAAAAAGCAAAAAAAAAAAAAAAACAUUUCUCAGUGUAUAUGUUACAAUAUUCAGUUGAAUAAAAUAUCCUGAAGCAUGUGUA
Messenger RNA from Cyprinodon tularosa, 1352 nucleotides. RefSeq names its product red-sensitive opsin. Gene Ontology annotation, cellular component: membrane; photoreceptor outer segment. The transcript has 6 exons. Lineage: Eukaryota; Metazoa; Chordata; Actinopteri; Cyprinodontiformes; Cyprinodontidae. Bases 15 to 1088 code for a protein of 357 amino acids. Gene Ontology annotation, molecular function: G protein-coupled receptor activity. Gene Ontology annotation, biological process: visual perception; phototransduction; G protein-coupled receptor signaling pathway. The record is from RefSeq and is a predicted model, not a curated record.